AUGACUUCCUCGUACUCUAUAAAUGCAGUUCAUGGAAGUACCAUGAUUUCCAUUCUUUUCAAGAAAAUGAAAUCCAAAGAUCAUGUUUCUGUCAUAUUUGCAUUUCUUUUCAUCUUCUCCUCUGUCAUGGCCGAUAACGCAUCUCAAGAUGAGAAAAAGAUGGAUGUAGUUGAAGAAACAAAACAGCAAUUAGCUGAUCAGAAGACUGGCCAUGAUUUUGGUGGCGGAUGGGGUGGUGGACAUGGAGGUAGUUGGGGCGGUUAUGGAGGCGGUGGUGGCGGGGGUUUUGGACACGGAGGCAGCUGGGGAGGUAGUGGCGGUGGUGGACCAGGAGGCGGUGGGGGCAGUGGUGGUAGUGGUGGUGGUGGCGGCCAAGCAGGCGGUGGAGGCAGUGGCGGCAGUGGUGGUGGUGGACAAGCAGGAGGAGGAGGCAGUGGCCAUGGUGGGGGCAGUGGUGGUGGCGGUUGCCACUGGGGAUGCUGUGGUUAUCAUCACUGGACAGGGUGUUCCUGCUGCCAAAGUGCUGAAGAAGCAAUAGCCUACAUGCAGAAUGGAAGUCCUUAG
This is a messenger RNA of Fraxinus pennsylvanica, 564 nucleotides long. Lineage: Eukaryota; Viridiplantae; Streptophyta; Magnoliopsida; Lamiales; Oleaceae. The record is from the annotation of a GenBank genome assembly.